Heteronotia binoei (common prickly gecko) is the source of this 1353-nucleotide messenger RNA. Its product is annotated as alpha-2,8-sialyltransferase 8B-like. Bases 1 to 942 code for a protein of 313 amino acids. Gene Ontology annotation, biological process: N-glycan processing; oligosaccharide metabolic process. Gene Ontology annotation, molecular function: alpha-N-acetylneuraminate alpha-2,8-sialyltransferase activity. The record is from RefSeq and is a predicted model, not a curated record. Lineage: Eukaryota; Metazoa; Chordata; Lepidosauria; Squamata; Gekkonidae. The transcript has 3 exons.
AUGGUUUCACUGGAUCCCAUGGGCCUCCACGAUCUUCGCCGUCGUCAUCCUCUCCCAGUCCAGGGUGGUGUGGAUGAUGGGCAGCUGCCUCCGGAAAGAUUUCACAUAUGUGUCGUUCAUUUUCUGAUACUCUUCCAUCAGCCCGUUCUGGACUUGGUUCUCUGCUUUCUUCACGAGCUUCACAAAGUCUUGAGCAGUCUGGGCCUCGUCUGUGACCAACAGCGUCUCCUCCACAUCCCGUGUGACAGUCAGAUGGACGUUGCCAUCCUCAAAAUAGUGCACUUGAACCGUGAUGGUCCCGGUGACUCCGUGGAUGUGGAGGCCGGGGCCAAGGCGAAAGUCCACUCUGAUUUCCACGAGCCAUGCAACCUUGCUCCGGUGCAAGAGUACACCCAGGAUGUCGGGAUGAAGACGGACCUGGUGACGAUGAACCCCUCGGUCAUCCAACGGGCCUUCGAGGACCUGGUGAACGACACCUGGCGGGAGAAGCUGCUGCAGCGCCUCCACAGCCUCAACGGCAGCAUCCUCUGGAUCCCAGCCUUCAUGGCGAAAGGGGGCAAGGAGCGGGUGGAGUGGGUCAACGAGCUGAUCCUCAAGCACCACAUCAACGUCCGCACUGCCUACCCUUCUCUGCGCCUCUUGCACGCCGUCCGAGGGUAUUGGCUGACUAACAAAGUGUAUAUUAAACGCCCCACCACCGGCUUGCUGAUGUACACCCUGGCGACUCGCUUCUGUAACAGGAUUCACCUCUACGGCUUCUGGCCUUUUCCCCGGGACCAAGACCAAAACCCCGUCAAAUACCACUACUACGACAGCUUGAAAUAUGGCUACACGUCGCAAGCCAGCCCGCACACCAUGCCCUUGGAGUUCAAAGCUUUGAAGGCCCUGCACCAACAGGGCGCUUUGAAACUCACGGUGGGCGAGUGCGAGGGGGCCACGUAGAGAUGGGGUCCACGUGGGGCUCACUUUUCUUGACAAGAGGUCUGAGGAGGGGGAGCCCGGAGGGAGCAGUGAUGGGUGGAAAUGGUUUUCGUGACACAGAGAAUGGGGACCCAAGUAUAUAGACAUGGUACCAUUGUACGUCUUUGGGGUUCAUAAAGGGAAGAGCCAGGGGGACGCAGCCCAGGAGAGGGAAGGCGGUUUGGUGCAGGAGAAGAACUCGGUUCUUGCGGCCUUCCCCCGAAGCUUGGAAAGUCGAUGUGGUCUGUAUGGGUACUUUUAGCGUGACGAGUUAAUGUUAGGCCCGUGUUGUGAGUGGUCUAGAAUUGGUAGCUAGGAUCCGUUUGGCCGGCAAGCCGGGCUUCCGGCUCGUGUUGUGUUCUUGCUUAGUGGUAUUGAAGAGGGACUUGGGGG